AAAGAAAAAAAAAAAGGAGAAAAGAGUGAAGGAGCGAAGAUCGCUUUUUUCGGAGUUCACCUGUUAUUAUCAAGUCAUUUUUGAUGCAAGUGUGUCGCAGUAACGGUCCUGCAUCAGUCCUCGCGAUGACAGAUGACAGCAGCAACGUGUGGGGUAUUAGAGAACAUGUGGACCACGUUUGGAAACCAACGACCGAAUAUGCUGAUCGGGGCACGCAUUUUGCUUUCUGGUAUCAAAUGUACACGUCAUGGUUUAAAAAUAGCCGAUUUCACUGCUUUGUAAUACAUCACGCAAUGCAUUUUAUAUCGGCGCACGAUGUUUGA
Molecule: messenger RNA, 323 nt
Organism: Heterotrigona itama
Lineage: Eukaryota; Metazoa; Arthropoda; Insecta; Hymenoptera; Apidae
Source: the annotation of a GenBank genome assembly